Molecule: messenger RNA, 4147 nt
Organism: Falco peregrinus (peregrine falcon)
Lineage: Eukaryota; Metazoa; Chordata; Aves; Falconiformes; Falconidae
Gene: CLEC16A
Product: C-type lectin domain containing 16A
Exons: 24
Coding region: 150-3389 (1079 amino acids)
Biological process (GO): endosomal transport; regulation of autophagosome maturation; endosome to lysosome transport
Cellular component (GO): late endosome; endolysosome membrane
Source: RefSeq, a predicted model, not a curated record
CUGCGCGUCGUCGCCUAUGUGCGCCGGUCCCCGCCGCCACUGGGGCUAGUGCCCGCUGUCCGUCCGCCCGGGCGCCGCUCGCCCGCCCUUCCCCGUGGGGCUAUGAAGUCCUAGAGCCCCGCGGGCCGCAGCAACCGUCCGCCGUCAGUAUGUUCGGCCGCUCCCGCAGCUGGGUGGGCGGCGGUCACGGGAAGGCCGCCCGCAGCAUCCACUCCUUGGAUCACCUCAAGUACAUGUAUCAUGUUUUGACUAAAAAUACAACAGUAACAGAUCACAACCGCAACCUGCUGGUAGAGACUAUUCGUUCUAUAACAGAGAUCCUUAUAUGGGGGGAUCAGAACGACAGCUCAGUAUUUGAUUUUUUCUUGGAGAAGAAUAUGUUUGUUUUCUUCUUGAACAUCUUGCGUCAGAAGUCUGGUCGUUACGUGUGUGUACAGCUUCUACAGACCCUGAACAUCCUUUUUGAGAACAUCAGUCAUGAAACGUCACUGUACUAUCUGCUCUCUAAUAAUUAUGUAAAUUCUAUUAUUGUCCACAAAUUUGACUUUUCCGAUGAGGAAAUCAUGGCAUAUUACAUAUCAUUUUUGAAAACCCUUUCCCUGAAGCUCAACAAUCAUACUGUACAUUUCUUUUAUAAUGAGCACACUAAUGACUUUGCUUUGUACACUGAAGCUAUUAAAUUUUUUAACCACCCAGAAAGCAUGGUCAGGAUUGCUGUUAGAACUAUAACUUUAAAUGUCUACAAAGUGGACAACCAACCUAUGCUGCAUUACAUUAGAGAUAAAACUGCUGUCCCUUAUUUCUCCAACCUCGUUUGGUUUAUUGGAAGCCACGUGAUAGAACUGGAUAACUGUGUGCAGACUGAUGAAGAGCACAGAAAUAGGGGCAAACUGAGUGACCUGGUAGCAGAACAUCUUGAUCAUUUACAUUACCUUAAUGAUAUCCUUAUCAUUAAUUGUGAAUUUUUAAAUGAUGUGCUAACAGACCACCUACUUAAUAGGCUCUUUCUUCCCCUCUAUGUGUAUUCAUUAGUAAAUCAAGAUAAGGGUGGAGAGCGUCCAAAAAUAAGCCUCCAAGUUUCUCUCUAUCUUCUUUCUCAAGUUUUUCUAAUUAUACAUUAUGCCCCUUUGGUGAACUCAUUGGCUGAGGUUAUACUUAAUGGUGACCUGUCAGUGUUUUCUUCUAAAGUUGAGCAAGAUAUACAGAAAAACUCAGCAAAGUCAAGUAUCAGAUGUUUCAUAAAACCAACAGAAACACUUGAGAGGUCUCUUGAAAUUAACAAACAGAAGGGGAAGAAGAGGGUGCAGAAAAGACCCAACUAUAAAAAUGUUGGUGAAGAAGAUGAAGAGGAGAGAGGAUCUGAAGAUAACCAAGAUGACCUAGAUAAGGGUAAAGGUACAGAAGCAAGUUCAAAGGCCAUCAGAACAAGCAGUGAAAAUGAAGAAAUAGAGAUGGUAAUCAUGGAGAGAUGUAAACUGUCAGAAUUGUCUAUCUCUACUGUGACGGAGCAGAAUACAACAGAUGAAGAAAAGAGUGCAGCUGCCUCUGGGACUGAGAUAACGAACUGGAACAGGCCUUUUCUUGAUAUGGUCUAUAAUGCGCUGGACUGUGCUGAAGAUGAUUACUAUGCCCUCUUCGUGCUCUGUCUUUUAUAUGCAAUGUCACACAACAAAGGAAUUGACCCAGUCAAGCUGGAGAGAAUUCAACUUCCAGCUCAGCAUGCUGAAGAGAGAAAUUCAUAUAAUCAUGUUCUUGCAGAAGGGCUCAUCAGGAUAAUGAAUUAUGCUGCACAACCAGAUGGAAAAAUCCGUUUGGCCACUUUAGAACUUGGCUGCCUGUUGCUGAAGCAGCUUGUGUUUUCUAAAAAUGGCAGCAUCAUAAAAGAUGUUCACCUUGCUUGCCUUGAGGGUGCAAGGGAAGAAAGUGUUCACCUCCUUCGUCGUUUCUAUAAGGGAGAAGAAAUUUUUCUGGAUAUGUUUGAAGAUGAAUACCGGAGUAUGACAAUUAAACCCAUGAAUGUAGAGUACUUGAUGAUGGAUGCCUCAAUCUUGCUGCCUCCAACGGGGACACCACUAACUGGUAUUGAUUUUGUGAAAAGAUUGCCUUGUGGAGAUGUGGAAAGAACACGAAGAGCAAUCAGAGUUUUCUUUAUGCUCCGUUCACUAUCGCUGCACUUAAGAGAUGAGCCAGAAACUCAGUUACCACUCACAAGGGAGGAAGAUCUGAUAAAGACAGAUGAUGUUCUUGACUUGAAUAACAGCGAUCUAAUUGCUUGUACAGUCAUAACAAAAGAUGGGGGUCAAGUUCAAAGAUUCCUGGCUGUGGAUAUUUACCAGAUGAGUUUGGUUGAGCCAGAUGUUGCCAGACUUGGAUGGGGUGUCGUUAAAUUUGCAGGUCUUUUGCAGGAUAUGCAAGUGACGGGAGUAGAGGAUGACAGUAGAGCUCUGAACAUAAUAAUUCACAAGCCUGCCUCAAGUCCUCAUUCUAAGCCCUUCCCCAUCCUUCAAGCUACAUUUAUUUUUUCUGAUCACAUUCGCUGCAUUAUUGCAAAACAACGUCUUGCAAAAGGCCGUAUCCAAGCUCGGCGUAUGAAAAUGCAGAGAAUAGCAGCUCUCCUGGAUCUUCCUGUUCAGCCUUCAACUGAAGUUGUUAUGGGUUUUGGACACAGCUCUGCAGCUACAGCCCAACACCUUCCAUUUAGAUUUUAUGAUCAUUCACGACGUGGUAGUAGUGAUCCUACAGUGCAGCGCUCUGUUUUUGCAUCUGUUGACAAAGUUCCAGGCUUUGCUGUAGCCCAGUGUAUAAAUCAGCACAAUCCAUCACCACUCUCAUCACCAUCACCUUCCAGUGGCAGUGGGAGCACAGGGCGCUGUGAUUCAGUAACUGCAAGCUCAACAUCCACUCCUUCUGCUGCACAAAGCCCAUCAGGUCUGGCAGGAAAGGACGUCGGCGGGUGUUUAGUCUGUCGGAGGCUGACAGUCACGGUGGACACUGGGUUUAGGUCUUCAAGCAGCAGCUGCAACAGAAACUCGCGCAAUAUCAAUUCAGAUGAUGCUUCAGCUCCAGAGCAGUCUCAGAUGACCAUAUCUGGUCAGACGAUGUUGACUGACGAAACCCUUUCAGCUGUCUCAAAGUCUAGCAAGAACGCUGUAAAAAACAGUGACAUAGAAAUAGCAAACCUGUCUCCAAGCCUGAUUCCUGCACAGCAGCCCACAAUAUCAUUAAUAACAGAUGACAAUACGGAUGCACUGAGCGUCGAGUCACUUACACUGGUGCCGCCAGUUGAUCCACACAGCAUUCGAACAUUCAGCUGCAUUCCUCAGUCAUCUUUGCAAUCUGAAGUUGAAGUUUGCAAGGUAAAAGAGGUAGAGGAAGAAUGUUCUGACUAAAGCCAACCUGCAUACUGUGAUAAAUGGUGAAGCAAAUGCAACCAAAUUCUUUGUUGUUUUUUUCUUUGGGAGUGCAGAUACCCUUUGAAGCCUGAGGGGCCGUCUGGUCCACAAGAGAAGGCCCACUGAUGAAAGAAUGUGGGCAGCUUUUAGAGCAAACAUCAGAUGCUCAGCAUUUUUAAAAUGGAAAAAAAAAAAAAAACACCCAACCCCAACUUUUGAAUCUGGACUGGCUGUUUCCUACCGAUUUCUGUUAUACAAGAACAUGAAAGUAUUUCAGAGCACUUACCUUCUUUCUACUGUGGAGUUCCAGCUGCAGGAGCUAAGUUAAUUGUAAAAGGUCUACGGUAUUACAGCAGACUGAAGACAUUUUGGAAUACCUGGCCAUUGUAUCAUAAUACCGGGAUAUUGUAUCAUUACUUCUCUGAAACUGGAGAAAUACUAUUGAUCAGAAAAAAUUAUAUAUUGUAGUACAGAGAUAACAUUUCCAUUUGAGACAUGGUGUGUUUUUAAUUUUGAUUGUUGGGGUUUUUUUGUUUGUGUGUUUGUUGGGGUAGGGGGGGUGUUUUGGCUUGGAUUUUUGUAAAACCCUCAUCUCGUUCAUCUUUUGGAGCCCUGCAUGAUACCAGCAGGCUUGGCUGCUUUGAGUGUUGUUGUCUUAGGAUACCAUACUUCAGCAAUGCGUUUUCCAUGUGUAAUAUUUAUUUCAAGGUUUGAUUCAAAGCAAAAUAUAUAUCAGACAAUUUUUUAAAUUAUAA